CUCUCUCUUCCAGACUGGUCUAAUGGCUCCCUCUCCCCUCCGCGGAGCCCUGCACUCCUGCCCCGUUCACACUUGUGCACACCACCCAGCCACACCAGCUACUUUAUUGGUGACACUUCACAUUCCUCCCCACAAUCCCACCUGCCUAUUCACACCCUGGCUCCUGCCCGCUCCCUCCCAGCCCCUCCCACGCCUCUGAAUAACAACACCCUUUCAACCCACACGCUGGCCGGACCGUUUCCUUCACUGGGUCCCCCUGCCUGGCUCUCCGCCGGCUGCCUCGCCUAGCUCCCCUGGCUUCAUCCUGCGCCCCUUGGGAACAACUGGGGUCCUCUUGGAGCCCAGUCCAGAACCCCCUCACUCGGCGACAGCCCAGCUCCUCUGUCGGUACUGACUUCACAAGGCAGGGCAGCUGGCCCACUGGCCUGCUUCUUUCCCUGGGCCUCAGUUUCUUCUUCUGUCACUUGGGCUGGAAGAGAAGGGCAGGGAGGGGGCUGCUGAAGAUAGCAGCAGAGGUGGAACCCCACGCGCUUGGGCUGAGAGGGACCUUAGCGGGCACAGCACAGCCCUCUCCGGCGAGCCCAGUCAUGGGUUGUGGCAAAGCUAGGUCUCCGGACUUCUGGGCCUAUGUGGACUCGCUCACUAAGCCACUUCUCAGUGGCCUGGGGCACAGGGAACCAAAGAGAGGACGAAGGGGAGAGAGGACGGAGGGAAGGGCAGCCAGCCAGAGGACAAGGAAAGAUGGGCUAUUUCCGUGGGCCUUUCCCUGAGGAGGCAGGUCAGGAGGAGCCCCUGAGGGUCAUUGCCUACAGUCUCAGUGCCUGGAUCUCACACUACGGCGGACACAGCACCCCCUAAACCACUUCCUUCCCCCAAUUCCCCUCAACACGUCCCUCCAAGGUCGCCAGGAAGCUGGCCCUGGUCUGGCCUGAGGGCAUCCCAGGUGCAGAGUCUCCUGGACAAUUGUCUGACUCACCCUGGCCACCCUGCACGUGUGCCCUGCCGAGCCCCCGACCCUUGCCGGAGGAGUUCAGCCUGGAGGACACAGUCCAGGGAUCGAGGGGCAGCUGGCUAAGGACACGUGGACCCUGGGGACUCGUGGGGGAUGCUAGCUUGCCUGUGUGCUGUGCUCUGGCACCUCCCUGCAGUGCCAGCCCUCAACCGCACGGGGGACCCAGGGCCUGGCCCCUCCAUCCAGAAAACCUACGACCUCACCCGCUACCUGGAACACCAACUCCGCAGCUUGGCUGGGACCUACCUGAACUACCUGGGCCCCCCUUUCAACGAGCCUGACUUCAACCCACCUCGGCUGGGGGCAGAGACUCUGCCCAGGGCCACCGUCAACUUGGAUGUGUGGCGGAGCCUCAAUGACAAACUGCGGCUGACCCAGAACUAUGAGGCCUAUAGCCACCUUCUCUGCUACUUGCGUGGCCUCGACCGCCAGGCCGCCACGGCCGAGCUGCGCCGCAGCCUGGCCCACUUCUGCACCAGCCUUCAGGGCCUGCUGGGCAGCAUCGCGGGCGUCAUGGCAGCUCUGGGCUACCCGCUGCCCCAGCCUCUGCCCGGAACCGAGCCCACCCGGGCCCCCGGCCCUGCCCACAGCGACUUCCUCCAGAAGAUGGACGACUUCUGGCUGCUGAAGGAGCUGCAGACCUGGCUGUGGCGCUCGGCCAAGGAUUUCAACCGGCUCAAGAAGAAGACGCAGCCCCCGCCAGCGGCGGUCACCCUGCACCUGGAAGCCCAUGGCUUCUGAUCUCUGACCUUUACCGCCUCCUCUCUCCUCUCCUCCCUCAAAUCCUGCUCCCACUCUGGGAGGGAGAAACCCGUAUGCCAACAUCUGUUGAGCCAGGAGACAGAAGCCAUGGGCCUCUGGCCCUCUCCGGACUUGGAAGAGGGCAUGGUCGACAGGGCCUGUCCCCUCCCCGCUUUCCAAAGCCCUGCAGGUCUCGUCCACAGGGAGGAGCGCUCCCGGGGGCAGUGGUUCAAGUUGGUGCGAAGGCUCUCACAGCUUCCUGCUUCCUGCCCGGCACUUGCCGGCGCCCACACGGCCCCUCACGCGGCACUUCCAGGAAGCAUGCCCGUAGGCAGGGAGGGGGGCCACCGCAGCAUGUGCCUUUCUGGGGCGGGGGGAGCCCGUUGGCUGCCCCACUCUCCUUGGACGGGCGUUGUUCCCCUAUCCCCAAAUAGCUCAGUACAUCCAAUUCAGGAAACACACACGGUGGCAAGUCCAAACGGGAAGAAACGGGAUUUAAAAGCGGAAGAGGUGGGAUCUGCAUUGGAGGUCAUACUAAAAGCAUAGGGGCAGGGACAGAGCGGACCCACGGCUCACCAAGGCAGUCGGUGGCACAGGACGGCAGCCAAAAGGACCUUGCCUUGCAUCUUCUUGCCGGCAUCAUGGUGCCUCCUCUCCACCCCCUUUCCAGGGUAUCUGUGGGUUGCCCAGGCUGGGGAGGGCAACCAUAGCCACAGCCACAGGGUUUCCUGAAAGUUUACAUUGCAGUAGCAUUUCGGGGUGCGGGGGGCAGCUCCCCCAGGCCCUGCCCCCCCAGCCUCACCCACUCAUGACUCUAAGUUUGUUGUAUUAAUAUUUAUUUAUUUGGAGAUGUUAUUUAUUAGAUGAUAUUUAUUGCAGAAUUUCUAUUCUUGUAUUAACGAAUAAAAUGCUUGCCCCAGGACUUCA
Herpailurus yagouaroundi (jaguarundi) is the source of this 2680-nucleotide messenger RNA. RefSeq names its product cardiotrophin like cytokine factor 1 (gene CLCF1). The transcript has 3 exons. Gene Ontology annotation, molecular function: cytokine activity. The coding region runs from base 1106 to 1753 and encodes 215 amino acids. Gene Ontology annotation, cellular component: CNTFR-CLCF1 complex; extracellular region; CRLF-CLCF1 complex. Gene Ontology annotation, biological process: cell surface receptor signaling pathway via JAK-STAT; positive regulation of tyrosine phosphorylation of STAT protein; positive regulation of B cell proliferation. Lineage: Eukaryota; Metazoa; Chordata; Mammalia; Carnivora; Felidae. The record is from RefSeq and is a predicted model, not a curated record.